This is a messenger RNA of Didymodactylos carnosus, 486 nucleotides long. NCBI's taxonomy places the organism in Eukaryota, Metazoa, Rotifera, Eurotatoria, Philodinida, Philodinidae. The record is from the annotation of a GenBank genome assembly.
AUGAUUCGCACCAUUCCUUACAUUGCUGUUAGCUUAAUUGCGUUGGCCACAUUAUUUUGUGUUUUGAGUAUAAGUACAAAUCGAUGGUAUGACACAUCCACAAUUCAAGCUGGUUUAUGGAAAAUUUGUCGUGCUGGUGUAGGAGUACCGACAUUGUGUUAUAAUAGUUCGACUCAUACACCAACUGUAUUGGCACUAUCAGGAUUAAUAUUAAUAUUCAUCGGCUUAAUUCUAACAAUUGUGUCGAGUCUAUAUAAUUUAGAACAGGUGAAACAAAAACGAAAUAUAUCCUAUACUGCAAUUAUUGUUUUAUUCAUCGGCUCAAUUAUACUUGAUAUCACUUAUGUAUCAUAUUCAAAUAUUCAACGACAAUUUGGUUAUUCUUAUUUUCUUAUGGUCAUUUCACAUCUAUUUACAUUUUUAGCAGUAAUAUUAGUGGCAUUUUCGACUGGAAGCAUACACCAGUUAUCUGAAAUAAACUCGUGA